Messenger RNA from Mesoplodon densirostris (Blainville's beaked whale), 822 nucleotides. Its product is annotated as C-type lectin domain family 1 member A. Bases 1 to 822 code for a protein of 273 amino acids. NCBI's taxonomy places the organism in Eukaryota, Metazoa, Chordata, Mammalia, Artiodactyla, Ziphiidae. The transcript has 6 exons. The record is from RefSeq and is a predicted model, not a curated record.
AUGCAGGCCAAGUACAGCAGCACGAGGGACAUGCUGGAUGCUGAUGGGGACACCACGAUGAGCCUGCAUUCUCGAGCCUCUACUGCAACCCAGCGGCCAGAGCCUAGCCACACAGAGCACCGGCGUCCCUCUUCUGCUUGGCGUCCAGUGGCCCUGGUCCUGCUGACUCUGUGUUUGGUGCUGCUGAUUAGCUUGGCAGCUCUGGGGCUUGUGUUUUUUCAGUUCUACCAGCUCUCCAACACUCAGCAAGAAAACAUUUCUCAAAAGGAAGAAAGGCUGGGGAAUCUCUCCCGACAGCUGCAGUCUCUCCAAACUCAGAAAAGGAAGCUUGCAGAGACUCUGCAUCACGUGGCUGAAAAACUCUGUCGUGAGCUCUAUAACAAAACUGGAGAACACAGAUGCAGCCCUUGCCCAGAAAAAUGGAAGUGGCAUGGGGACAGAUGCUACCAGUUCUAUAAAGAAAGCAAAAGUUGGCAGGGUUGUGAAUAUUUCUGCAUUGCUGAGAACUCGACCAUGCUGAAGAUUAAUACACAGGAAGUACUGGAGUUUGCCAUGCCUCAGAGCUACUCUGAGUUUUUCUACUCUUAUUGGACAGGGCUAUCCCGCAACGGCAAUGGCAAGGCCUGGCUGUGGAUGGACGGAGCCCCUUACUCCCAUGAACUGUUUGAGAUUAUAAUAGAUUUCACCAGCCUAAGAAGUAGGGACUGUGUGACCAUCCUCAAUGGAAAGGCUUUCUCCAAGGACUGCAAGGAGUUGAGGCGAUGCGCAUGUGAAAGAGCUGCGGCCACGGUAAAGCUGCAGAGGCUCCAUGAGCCUCUCUGA